Serpula lacrymans var. lacrymans S7.9 is the source of this 2508-nucleotide messenger RNA. RefSeq lists its product as uncharacterized. The transcript has 9 exons. The coding region runs from base 1 to 2508 and encodes 835 amino acids. Gene Ontology annotation, cellular component: Prp19 complex; spliceosomal complex. The record is from RefSeq and is a predicted model, not a curated record. Gene Ontology annotation, biological process: mRNA splicing, via spliceosome. NCBI's taxonomy places the organism in Eukaryota, Fungi, Basidiomycota, Agaricomycetes, Boletales, Serpulaceae.
AUGGUUCGCAUAAUCAUUAAAGGAGGUGUCUGGAAGAACACCGAAGAUGAGGUGCUUAAAGCUGCCAUCGCCAAGUAUGGCAAAAAUCAAUGGGCACGGAUAUCAUCACUCCUAGUAAGAAAGACACCUAAGCAAUGUAAAGCACGGUGGUACGAAUGGCUAGACCCUUCAAUAAAGAAAACGGAGUGGUCAAAGACUGAGGAUGAAAAACUUUUACAUAUGGCAAAGCUGAUGCCUACGCAAUGGAGGACAGUAGCUCCAAUUGUUGGACGUACAGCGACUCAGUGCCUAGAACGUUAUCAGAAGCUACUAGAUGAGGCUGAGGCCAAAGAAAAUGAAGAGCUCGGUCUAGCCGGACCAGGCGGUGCUGAAGCGGGUCCUAGCGCAGAUGAUAUACGGCGCCUUAGACCGGGUGAGAUAGAUCCAGAUCCAGAAACGAAGCCGGCUCGUCCAGAUCCUAUUGAUAUGGAUGAAGACGAGAAGGAAAUGUUGUCAGAAGCUCGUGCACGUUUAGCCAACACUCAGGGCAAAAAAGCUAAGCGAAAAGCCCGUGAACGUCAGCUUGAAGAAGCUAGAAGGUUGGCCGUCCUCCAAAAGAAGAGGGAGCUGAAGGCCGCCGGUAUCAUCAUGCGCCAUAAAUCGAAAAAGAAGGGCAUGGACUAUAACGCAGACAUACCGUUCGAAAAAAGGCCAGCGGCUGGAUUUUAUGAUACUUCUGAAGAGCAGGCACGGGUAGCUAGCGCACCUGUGGGUCAGUCUCUUCGUCGGCUUGAGAAUAAGCGAAAGCCAGAGGAGGAGGAAGCCGAGCGGAAGAAGCGUCAGCGAAAGGCUAGCGCUAGUAAGGAGGGAGCUGAAGGGUCUGGCCAUCAGACGAAGUUUAUUGCCGCUCGUGAUGCUCAGAUUCAACGGCUAAAAGAAGCUGAAGCUAUCGGCCGCCGGCGGAAGCUGGUAUUGCCUGGCGCUCAGGUUGGUGAACUGGAGUUGGAGGAGAUCGUCAAAAUUGGUCAGGCAGGCGAGAGCGCCAAGGCUUUGGUUAGCGGCGGUAAUGAAGCCACCGGUAAGCUUUUGAGUGAUUACGAGGGUCUCGAAAGCGCACGUAUGGCAAGAACGCCUCGCACUGCACCUCAACAGGACAAUGUUCUGUCGGAGGCACGAAAUUUGCGAAACAUGAUCAUGGCUCAAACUCCGCUGCUUGGUGACGAGAACACGCCUCUUCAUGAGGGCCCCAGUGGUGGUACAGGCUUUGAAGGAGCUACCCCCCGUCAUCAGGUCGCAUUUACCCCCAACCCCCUCGCAACUCCUAUGCAUGGUGGAUCUGAAGACUCGGACGAUAAGUCUGUGGUCAGCGCUACUCCUCUACGGACUCCCAUGAGAGACAAUCUCAGUAUAAAUCCCGAAACUGGGAUCGCCACCGUUGUCCAAACGCCGCUUGAUCAACGUCUUCGCAAUAAUCAUGCGAAGAGCAGCCUGAAGGCCGGUUUUAUGAAUCUGCCCAAGCCUGAAAAUAAUUUCGAACUGCUUGUGCCCGAAGAUGAAGAGGAGGAUGUUGCAAUUCAAGAUGCUGUUGAGGAGGAUGCUGCUGAGCGGGAUGCAAGACUAAAACGGCUGCGGGCAGAAGAAGAGCGGAGAGCUUUGGCACGGCGAUCACAAACUGUCCAGCAGGGCCUUCCUAGGCCUGCAAAUGUGAAUUUGGAGAGCUUGCUAGAAAAUCUUAACCUCGGUGAAGGGGAUGGACUGGACGAGGCUCGAAAACUUGUGAACGCCGAACUUGCUAGCCUACUACAACAUGACGCGAUCACUUACCCUAUUCCUGGCACGUCGCUUCCCGGUGGAACGGUAUCAUCGUAUUCAAUACCAUCUGACGAAGAUAUCGCGUCCGCCAAAGUUCAAAUACAACUAGAAUUGGCAACUUCGUUAGGGUUCCCAAAUGCUAGUGAGAUACAGGUGAAGGAGGGCCUGGCUUCGUUGUCGAAGUCGGAAAAAGUCGACGAGUCGUUGUCGUGGGACCAUACGCGUCAACAGCUUGUGUUUGACGUUGAUUCUCAGACGUGGGUGGAGCCUUCUGAGCUAUCGGACGAGCAACGUAUUGCUGGAUAUCGCGCUGUGUUUAACGACCUGCGGGACCAGGUGACGAAGGAAGGGAACAAGGCGGCUAAAGUAGAAAAGAAGCUUGGGAUCGUACUGGGAGGGUAUGAAGCGCGGUCGAAAGCGCUGAUCCAACGAAUCACGGAGGCCUUUAAUGGGUACACCAAGGCGGACAUUGAGCACAAAAGUUACUUGCGACUGAGUUCGAUCGAGUCGGUUGCUGGGCCUCGUAGGGUGAAUGCUCUGAAGGAGGAGGUUGCGAAGCUGGAGCAGAAGGAGAACGGGCUGCAGGAUCGACACGCGGAACUGCUGCGGGAGAGACGAGAAGUGCAGGAGCGAGUGGCGUUGAUGGAGGAGAAGAUGAUGGAGGAGGCGGAGGCUAUUAACGAAGCUGCUCUCGCUGAGAUGGAGGAGGCGGAGUAA